ACAAGUGGAUUGGACGACGCCUGCUGCAGGAAGGCGAAGAAAAUGUCACGGAUAAUCCCGAGGAGACCGAAUUUCUCUAUCUCAAGAACUGCACUGAACCAGCUCUCCAUGAAUUCCCGAGUGACAUCUUUACAAACGAGAAACGGCGGCAUGGAGCAGUAUUCUUGCACGCUUUCUGUGCUGUCUACAUGUUCUAUGCUUUGGCGAUCGUUUGUGAUGAUUUCUUUGUCCCUUCAUUGGAAAAGAUUUGUGAACGUUUGGAUCUCAGCGAAGAUGUUGCAGGGGCAACGUUCAUGGCAGCCGGCAGCUCUGCUCCAGAACUCUUUACCUCUGUUAUAGGUGUGUUUAUCACAAAGGGAGAUGUAGGGGUUGGAACCAUUGUUGGCUCUGCUGUAUUCAACAUCCUCUGCAUAAUCGGGGUGUGCGGCCUCUUUGCUGGACAGGUCGUUGUUGUUUCAUCCUGGUGUCUCAUGAGGGAUUCAGUCUACUAUACCUUCUCUGUCAUUGCACUUAUUUUGUUUAUUUAUGAUGAAAAAGUUUCUUGGUGGGAGUCCUUAGUUCUAGUGAUGAUGUACCUCGUCUACAUUGUCAUCAUGAAGUUCAAUGCAUGCUUACAGCAUGUCUUCGAAAGAACGACAAAGAAUGCCACGAAUAUGGUGAACGGGUUAGCAAACAACACCGAGAUUGAUGACAGCAGUAACUGCGAUGCUACAGUGGUAUUGCUAAAGAAAGGAAAUUUCCAUCGUAAAGCUUCCGUAAUCAUGGUGGAUGAAUUGCUGUCUGCCUAUCCACACCAGCUUUCCUUUUCAGAGGCAGGGCUCCGGAUAAUGAUAACAAGUCACUUUCCCCCCAGGACCCGGCUCUCCAUGGCCAGCCGCAUGCUGAUCAAUGAGAGGCAAAGACUGAUAAACAGCAGAGUAUACACCAAUGGAGAGUCGGAGGUGGCCAUCAAGGUUCCGGUCAAUAUCAAGCGUACCGUGGAGAACGGAUCUGGGCCCAGCAAUUCCGCCGACAGAGGUGCAAGCGGAACCAGAAGAGACAAGGAUGCUGCUGAAGCCGGGAACGAAACAGAGAACGAGAACGAAGACAAUGAAAACAAUGAGAACGAUGAAGAGGAGGAGGAAGAGGAAGAAGACAGUGGCCCUUACACACCCUUUGAUCCACCAUCAGGGAAGAUGGAAGCUGCCAAGUGGCUGUUCACCUGGCCCCUGUCUUUGCUUCUGUACUUCACGGUACCCAACUGUAACAAGCCCUGCUGGGAGAAAUGGUUCUUGGUCACCUUUGCUGCUUCUACCCUUUGGAUUGCAGCCUUUUCCUAUGUGAUGGUAUGGAUGGUCACCAUCAUUGGCUACACUUUGGGUAUUCCAGACGUGAUCAUGGGAAUCACCUUUCUGGCAGCUGGAACCAGCGUACCAGACUGUAUGGCAAGCCUUAUUGUAGCAAGACAAGGCAUGGGUGACAUGGCUGUGUCGAACUCCAUCGGAAGCAAUGUUUUUGACAUCCUGAUUGGCCUUGGCCUUCCGUGGGCUCUGCAGACCCUAGCAGUAGACUAUGGCUCCUAUAUUCGAUUGAACAGUCGGGGACUUAUCUAUUCCGUGGGCUUGCUUCUGGCAUCUGUUUUUGUCACUGUGUUUGGGGUUCACUUGAACAAGUGGAAGCUGGAUAAGAAGCUGGGGUGUGUGUGCCUUUUCCUCUACGGCAUCUUUUUGUGUUUCUCCAUCUUGACAGAAUUUAAUGUCUUCACUUUUGUGAACUUGCCUAUGUGCAGAGAUCACUGAUUGUGUGGACAAGACUGCUGAGAGGCAUCGUCCUUCUUUAUCUGUGCAAUAUGAAACAUGGUUGACAUCUCCAAGCAGUGUGUGCUGCCCCAGGAAGGCCGUAAAGGACACCCUCCUUGCUGUUCACCGAGCCCUCUUCCUGUCUGGGUUUAGCCUCUCUCUAAACCAGCCCCUUCACACAUAACACAAAAAUAUCUGGAAACUUCCUGCACUGAUGUGAAGAUUUACAAACUCAGAUAUUGUGAACAGUGACUUGGAGUCUAAGUGAACUAGUUUCUACCUGGCACUGAGCCAGUGAAACAGAACUGCUACCGUUUCUUCUUCUUUUUUAACUUAUUUGAUGGAAGACUUAUCUAAUUUAUGAACUGAGACUAUUGCUAGGUGACAAAGAAGAGGGUACGUUUUGUUGGGUGCUUUUUUGAGGAAAACAGAAGGAAUCUGUUUCAUUCUUUC
Molecule: messenger RNA, 2231 nt
Organism: Euleptes europaea (tarantolino)
Lineage: Eukaryota; Metazoa; Chordata; Lepidosauria; Squamata; Sphaerodactylidae
Gene: SLC24A3
Product: solute carrier family 24 member 3
Exons: 16
Coding region: 189-1778 (529 amino acids)
Biological process (GO): calcium ion transmembrane transport; intracellular calcium ion homeostasis
Cellular component (GO): membrane
Molecular function (GO): calcium channel activity; calcium, potassium:sodium antiporter activity
Source: RefSeq, a predicted model, not a curated record